Xyrichtys novacula (pearly razorfish) is the source of this 240-nucleotide messenger RNA. The record is from the annotation of a GenBank genome assembly. NCBI's taxonomy places the organism in Eukaryota, Metazoa, Chordata, Actinopteri, Labriformes, Labridae.
AUGAAGGCACCAGUGGAGCCGGAGGAACAACAGCAGCGGCAGCAGGAAGAGGAGCAGCAGCAGCAGAAGAUGAUGACGAUGAUGAUAACUUUGAUGAGGAGACUGUCUCUAUUGAUUCAAAAAGGCUUGAGGAAUCAUGUAAAACUUGUGGAAGUACUCAUUCAGUCUAUAAUGAUGAAAAGUCAUCAUGUGGUGCCCAGUGUCAUUUCUGUAACAGGACCAAGAUGCUGUACGGGGUGA